Molecule: messenger RNA, 285 nt
Organism: Nerophis lumbriciformis (worm pipefish)
Lineage: Eukaryota; Metazoa; Chordata; Actinopteri; Syngnathiformes; Syngnathidae
Source: RefSeq, a predicted model, not a curated record
GCCAUCAUGGGUGAGGUUCAGCAAGCCAUAUUUCUACUCCUUAACGCGUUCCACAAGUAUGCUGGCAAGGAGGGUGAUAAAGACUCUCUGAAUAAAGGAGAGUUGAAGGAGAUGCUCACCAAGGAAUUUGGGUUGGAGUUGGGAAAAGCCAAGGACCAGGCGGCUAUUGAUCGCCUCUUCAAGGAUCUGGAUGCCAACAGUGACAACAGCGUGGACUUCCUGGAGUUUAUCAACCUGGUGGCUAGCCUUGCUAUGAUGUUGCAUGAGUGCGUGAAAAAGCAAUAA